Molecule: messenger RNA, 1041 nt
Organism: Lepus europaeus (European hare)
Lineage: Eukaryota; Metazoa; Chordata; Mammalia; Lagomorpha; Leporidae
Gene: PRPH2
Product: peripherin 2
Exons: 3
Coding region: 1-1041 (346 amino acids)
Biological process (GO): visual perception
Cellular component (GO): membrane
Source: RefSeq, a predicted model, not a curated record
AUGGCGCUGCUCAAAGUCACGUUCGACCAGAAGAAGCGGGUCAAGUUGGCCCAAGGGCUCUGGCUCAUGAACUGGCUGUCGGUGCUGGCUGGCAUUGUCCUCUUCAGCCUGGGGCUGUUCCUGAAGAUCGAGCUGCGGAAGCGGAGCGAGGUGAUGAACCACUCGGAGAGCCAUUUCGUGCCCAACUCCCUGAUCGGCAUGGGACUGUUAUCCUGCGUCUUCAACUCGCUGGCCGGCAAGAUCUGCUACGACGCCCUGGAUCCUGCCAAGUACGCCAAGUGGAAGCCCUGGCUGAAGCCGUACCUGGCCGUCUGCGUGCUCUUCAACGUGGCCCUCUUCCUCGUGGCCCUCUGCUGCUUCCUGCUGCGGGGCUCCCUGGAGAGCACCCUGGCGCAGGGACUCAAGAGCGGCAUGAAGUACUACCGCGACACGGACACCCCCGGCCGCUGCUUCAUGAAGAAGACCAUCGACAUGCUGCAGAUCGAGUUCAAGUGCUGUGGCAACAAUGGCUUCCGGGACUGGUUUGAGAUUCAGUGGAUCAGCAACCGCUACCUGGACUUUUCCUCCAAAGAAGUCAAAGACCGCAUUAAGAGCAAUGUGGACGGGCGCUACCUGGUGGACGGGGUCCCCUUCAGCUGCUGCAACCCCAACUCGCCCCGGCCCUGCAUCCAGUACCAGCUCACCAACAACUCGGCGCACUACAGCUACGACCACCAGACGGAGGAGCUCAACCUGUGGGUGCGCGGCUGCCGGGACGCCCUGCUCAGCUACUACAGCAGCCUCAUGAACUCCAUGGGUGUCGUCACGCUGUUUGUCUGGCUCUUUGAGGUGACCAUCACAGUUGGGCUGCGCUACCUGCACACGGCACUGGAAGGCGUGUCCAGCCCGGAGGAGGCCGAAGGCGAGAGCGAGGGCUGGCUGUUGGAGAAGAGCGUGCCGGAGACCUGGAAGGCCUUCCUGGAGAGCUUGAAAAAGCUGGGCAAGGGCAACCAGGUGGAGGCCGGGGGUGCAGAUGCGGGCCAGGCCCCAGAGGCGGGCUGA